AUGGCGCCGUCCACGGCCUCCCACCGACCCAUCAAAGGAAUCUUGAAGAACAAGACCGUGGCAGCUCCCUCUGUGGUGGCCUCAGCCCAGCAUCCCGGCUCGAACGUGGACGAGGAACUGAGUAAAAAGUCUCAGAAGUGGGAUGAAAUGAACAUCCUGGCUACGUAUCACCCAGCAGACAAAGACUAUGGUUUAAUGAAAAUAGAUGAACCAAGCACUCCUUACCAUAGUAUGAUAGGUGAUGAUGAAGAUGCAUAUAGUGAUUCAGAAGCGAAUGAAGCCAUGACUCCAGAUAUCUUAGCUAAGAAAUUAGCUGCUGCUGAAGGCUCAGAGCCAAAGUAUGGGGUUCAGGAACAAGAAAGCAGUGAAGAAGAAGAAGAAAAUGACCUCUCGCCUGAAGAGCAAGAAAAAAAGCGACAAUUUGAAAUGAAAAGGAAGCUCCACUACAAUGAAGGACUGAAUAUUGAACUAGCUAGACAGUUAAUUUCAAAAGACCUACACGGUGAUGAGGAAGAUGAAGAAAUGUCAGAGACAGAUCGAGAAAGCAUGAAUAUUGAAGACUCAAAUCAAGGAUAG
Perognathus longimembris pacificus (Pacific pocket mouse) is the source of this 576-nucleotide messenger RNA. Its product is annotated as protein phosphatase inhibitor 2-like. The coding region runs from base 1 to 576 and encodes 191 amino acids. The record is from RefSeq and is a predicted model, not a curated record. The transcript has a single exon. Gene Ontology annotation, biological process: regulation of signal transduction. Gene Ontology annotation, molecular function: protein phosphatase inhibitor activity. NCBI's taxonomy places the organism in Eukaryota, Metazoa, Chordata, Mammalia, Rodentia, Heteromyidae.